Nerophis lumbriciformis (worm pipefish) is the source of this 1139-nucleotide messenger RNA. RefSeq names its product NFAT activating protein with ITAM motif 1 (gene nfam1). Gene Ontology annotation, biological process: positive regulation of B cell receptor signaling pathway; regulation of B cell differentiation; positive regulation of cytokine production. The record is from RefSeq and is a predicted model, not a curated record. Gene Ontology annotation, cellular component: membrane raft. Gene Ontology annotation, molecular function: transmembrane signaling receptor activity. Lineage: Eukaryota; Metazoa; Chordata; Actinopteri; Syngnathiformes; Syngnathidae.
CCACGCUUGUACUUUAAGAGCCAUGAAAGCGAGACGUUUGAGGACAGUCACAAACAUGCCCUCCUUCAGACCACAUUGGCGUCUUCCAGCUCUGUUGAUUUGGAUUCUCCAAACGCUCCUUCCUGUUUGCCGUGGAACAGAAUCUCCAAGAAUAACGCUGGAGAACACCGUCUUUGUGGCCUUCACGGGCGAACAUAUCCACCUUCCCUACCAGCUCCAUCUGCCACCUCACUCGGCCAAUGAGAGCUUGAUAUGCUUCGACCCUCUUCACAGGGGGGUUUUCAGACGCGUCUUCACCAGCGCCCACCAUGCGCGCACCAUCAGCAGCUCAAUGCUGGUGCGGGCGCUGCAGACUGGAGAAUAUCACUGCCAGUAUAAUGUGGCCAGAGCUUACUGGUUUGUGCGCCUGCGAGAUGAAGGUUACAAAGAUGUGCUCACAGUGGACUACACGGACUUUGUAACCGUGGGCUUCUUCAACGCGGUGUUGCUGCUCCUCAGUGUGGUCGGCUCCGUGUAUGUCUUCAGAGGAACUUGGAAGACAAAAGUCCCUGAGUGUGGCAAUCAAAGCCCGGGCGGAAAGCAGAAGAAAGAAGUAGGAGUGGCAGAGACGCCUGAGGAUGACAACACGGAUGUAAAAAUAACUUCUUCCACGUCCCUCUAUGCUACCCUGGAGCCACGACCUGGGUCUGUCUACGACGUGCUCAAUGUGGACUCCCAGGACAGGAAACCUGCGCUCAAGCCAAAGACGGGCCAGAAACCGAUGGCACAAAGCCCACAAGCGCAGGACCAAGGCGUGUUCGAGUCCGUCUACGAGAACUUCUGAUCCUGGAACCUCACUGAUUGUCAUCGCAGCCCAUGAAACACCUUCAAAAUAUACAUAUGACUUUGUGUAUGAGUGCAAUUUAAAUGCGUCUACAAUGCAGGCGCAAUCACAAUAGCCUAUACAAGAGGUGUCCAAAGGGCCCCCAGCUAAUUUUUUAACAUUCUGAAAACACUAUUACAGGAAAAAAGGUGAACUGUAACCAGAAAAAGUUGCAAUGUUGACUCAGGUAACACAAAGCUUCUUUAAAACUGCCAUUGCUCAAAAAAAAAAUAAUGAAUCAAAAUCAAUGUGGUUAUAAAUUAUUGAUCUAUUCAAA